Messenger RNA from Exophiala aquamarina CBS 119918, 855 nucleotides. RefSeq lists its product as uncharacterized. NCBI's taxonomy places the organism in Eukaryota, Fungi, Ascomycota, Eurotiomycetes, Chaetothyriales, Herpotrichiellaceae. The coding region runs from base 1 to 855 and encodes 284 amino acids. The record is from RefSeq and is a predicted model, not a curated record. The transcript has 2 exons.
AUGGCGACAGGUAACAAUACUGCCCACCCCAGUGCGGUGGUGGAAAUGCCAAGAACAGCAGUUGUCACAGGAGGAGGUUCUGGUAUGGGCCGGGUUGUAGCACAUCGGCUUGCACUUCAGGGCUGUACGUGGAUAGCCUUGCUGGAUCAGAACGAGGCCGGACUCGCUGCAGUACGAUCAUUCAUUGAAUCAGAGGAUACAAAUGCAGAUCUCAAAAUUUUGACCUUGGCUUGCGAUGUCGCCGACGAAUCAUCGGUUGCAGCAUCAUUCGAAACUAUUCACCGCGAGUUCAAGCGUAUAGACUAUGCAAUCAAUUGCGCAGGGAUCACACUGCCCGCAAGUCCCACAGAUACUUGCUCUACGUCCGACUUCGACCGUACCAUAGCUGUCAAUCUUCGUGGUAUUUUUCUUUGCGCACGAGAGGAGUUGCGGAUAAUGAAGUCGCAGCCAUUGGAUUCCGAGGUUUUUCCAGGAAUUCCUGCUCUUCGAGCGCAGCGGGGAGCAAUUGUCAAUAUUUCCUCGGGACUUGCCCUGGCCGCGAUGCCAAAUUCACCAGCUUAUUGCGCGUCCAAAGCUGGUGUCCUUGCGCUGACUCGGUCCGAUGCAUUAGAUUAUGCAGCUCACCGCAUACGAGUAAAUGCAGUGCUCCCUGGCACAAUCGAAACACCGAUGACACAUGCCAACGAGAAGAUGCGCAGGGUUAUAGAAGCCCAUGCAGUUAACGUUAUGACACCCAUGAAGCGUUGGGGCCAAGCAGAGGAAAUUGCUGAUACCUGUAUCUUCCUUUGCAGUAACAAAGCGAGCUUCAUACAGGGAGUUUCGCUCCCUGUAGAUGGAGGGUAUACAGCAAUUUGA